Messenger RNA from Zerene cesonia (dogface butterfly), 357 nucleotides. RefSeq lists its product as uncharacterized. NCBI's taxonomy places the organism in Eukaryota, Metazoa, Arthropoda, Insecta, Lepidoptera, Pieridae. The transcript is spliced from 3 exons. The record is from RefSeq and is a predicted model, not a curated record. The coding region runs from base 1 to 357 and encodes 118 amino acids.
AUGACAAACUAUACGAUUUUAAAGACUGAAAAUUUACCAGAGUCCUUAAAAAAUAAGCCAAAAUGGAUGGUAUGUGUCAUAUGCACUGCAGCCCUAAUUGUCAUGAUUAUGUCUGCUAUAGCUGUAGGCGUGUUUAUUGGAUACACCUACUGCUAUGUGGAACACCAGAGUGGACUGAACGCAGGAAACAUCACUCACUCAGCAGAUAUUCAAAUAUUCCGUGAAGAUACGCCGGAAGAAGUUUAUAAAAGGACAAUAAAUGGUGCUUCGAAAUUAUUUAUAUCAAAAAUUAUGAACAUUGGUCACAAUUUAUGGGAAAAUCAGGGAUUCGUCGAAGUGAAUACAAUUCGAGUUUAA